Molecule: messenger RNA, 1734 nt
Organism: Musa acuminata AAA Group (dessert banana)
Lineage: Eukaryota; Viridiplantae; Streptophyta; Magnoliopsida; Zingiberales; Musaceae
Exons: 6
Coding region: 224-1402 (392 amino acids)
Source: RefSeq, a predicted model, not a curated record
CUCUCUCUCUCUCUCUCUCUCUCUCUCUCCCUGCCUGCCAUUCUUCCCUUUUUCCUCCCAAAUUGGUUUCUUCUGCUUCAGGCAGAUAGCGCCGGCAGUGGUGGCAACAAAACUAGAUUCGGGAGCAGGCAGCUGCCGUAUCUCGAAGGACGCCAUCAAUGUGCGAGUUCCUGUGAAAUGGAUUGCGGUGAGACCGGUCCUUGAAUCGAUCCCGCUUUGGGGCAUGAUGAGGCCUGCAAUCGGUGCAAGGAGGGAAGGUGGAGGAGGUGGAAUGUGCUCCCUUCCUCCUGGUGAUUGGACCGCCAGCUCCAGCAGGUUUCUGGCCGCCGAUCUCCUUUAUCGGCUGCAGCAAAACUUUGUUGGGGCUUCUAGUUUGGCUCAAAACGGUUCCAAAUCUAAUCGUCGUUCUGGGUACUUGUCGCCGAAUGUCUCUCCGAGGAGCCGAUACCAGAGAGUGAUUCCGGAUGUGCUUCCCCUCGGUAAUGGAAGGAAACCCUGCCUGAGACCCUGCAAGGAACACGAUGCGGUUCUCGACUACACUUCCGAAGCAAAGCCAUCUCUACUGGCGCGAUCCGCGUCAGGAUCGGCCAAUCCCUCCCCACCACGAGACCAACCCUGCUCCUUCCCCUCGGAUUCGUCACCGGCGCGGUCCAGCGACCGGCCGCCCUCCUCCUCCACUGCUACGGCGGCGAAGGCUCAGAACCACCACUACCAUCGUGAGGUAAACGGGCUGAGCCCUGACGGAGGCGGCGACGUCCUGCUCCAGUGGGGGCACAACAAGAGGUCCCGCGGCUCGAGGGCGGAGGCGUCCCCCGCCGCCCACUCGAGGCAUAAAAUACAGCUGAGAUCGGCGGCCACGGUAAUGCCCCCUCCGUCCUGUGGCUCGUUUUCGAGGGGCGCCAACUACCGUCCUCUGAUCACCAGAGGCACCGAGGAUUCAUCGAGCGGCCUGACUCGUACUGAGAGGCGUUGCCCGGCAUCCCCACCGGAGAAGUCCCGUAAGGCUUCAGCCAAGGCCACCCUGAACGGCUGCACAGCAGCAGAUGUUUCUGCGAAUCCAGAACAGUCGAAGCGGGCACCGGACCGAGAAACGGGUGGCGGCGGCGGCACCAUGACGGCGGGUGAGAAGCUGAAUCUGGAUAAGUUCGAGUGGCCAAGGAUUUAUGUAUCCCUCUCCAGGAAGGAGAAAGAGGAUGACUUCCUUGCCAUGAAGGGGACUAAGCUACCGCACAGGCCCAAGAAGAGGGCCAAGAACAUCGAAAAAGCCCUCCAGUACUGUUUUCCAGGGAUGUGGCUUUCGGACUUGACAAGAGGGAGAUACGAAGUGAGGGAGAAGAAAAGUGUGAAGAAGAAGAGAGCUGGAUUGAAGGCAAUGGAGAGCUUAGAUAGUGAUUCAGAGUAAUUAAUGAUGAUGAUGGCUCAAAAUCUUCUUCUUUCUUCUCUUUUUGCUUGGGGGGUUGUAGUUUCAAUCCCUCCUUUUGGCAGUCGAUAGAGAACUUGUUAUCCUUGCUGUCUUAGCUCUUGUACACAUCUCCAGCAAAAAGAAGAAAAAAAAGGAGAAAAAAUUGUCUUAGUCAGUCAAAUGCUCUCCACUCUCUUCUUCAUGCAUGCUAUGGUAGAUCUUCAGUACAGCUUUCAUUUUAGCCCGAUGUGUGAUGUACGUAUUUGGUGAUGAUCCAAUCCGAGUCACAGAGGAUGUCUUCAACUCUAUUAUAAAUUCCCAUCUUCUAACCA